AUGAAUUUCAGUCUCCCGGAUGCUCUCAAUUUAAUAAAGGAGGGCAGAGCCAAUGAAGCUGUUGAUCAGCUAAACAAAUUCAUUGAGUGUUUACAACCUUUAAGUCCCUAGACAUAACUCUUGGGUCAAUAACUUGGCAUCGAUUUAGAAUUUUUUAGAAUUGUGAAAUUCUCUGAUUUUUAUGAUCCUGAUCCAUAAGUCUAAGCCUUACGCUUCAAAUAUUAUGCUUACAAAAUUGCAAAGUGGGGUUAUUAAAUUAUCCAAUAGAAGAGGAAGGUUAAAAGAAGACAUGAUUUAAUUGAGAAGUCUGAAUAGUUUGGAAUUUAGAAUGAGAUUGGACGUACUUUUGGAGUGGAUAAUGAAUCGAAAUAAUAUGCUGAGUCAAGAAUUCAAAUGAUGUCUGACAAAUUGUAGAAGAAAAAAUAAAUUUAUCAGAAAUAAUUAUUAUUUCAAUUGGAUGUAGAGAAGAGGAGAACUGAUUAUAAAUUAUAACAAGAUGAUAAAAUAGAGAAAGUUAGAAAAGCCUUAAAAACAGAUUAUGAUAAUAAAAUUUAACCUGUAAAGGAACAUUUGGAGAUCGUAAAUGAGAAAUUAAAGAGUAAUCACAAAAUGAAAAAGAAGUAAGAAGAUGAUUUGAUUAACAAAAGAACUGAAUUACUAAAAAAUGCUUCAUUGAUAGAUGAGAAAAUACAUAAACUCGAAGAGAUGAGAAGAAAUCAAAUAGAACACAUGAAAAAUGCAAGAUAAAUGAAAAAGCAAAGACAACACUCCUUCCAAGAAAAAUAAAAUUAAAAAUAUGAAGAAUAUCUUGAAAAAAUGAAACUGAAAUUAGAAUAAAGACGCAUUGUUGACGUCCAUUUUGAAUCGCAUAAAGAUUUUGGCAGGAGAUAAGUACCAGAUGACUUUGAAAAAAAUUUAGAAAAUGUAAUCAAUAAAUACUCAAAAUAAUAACCAAUAAUUAAUAAUUUAUUAGCCAAACAAAUUGAAUAGAUACAAACUAAAAAGUCUGUCGAUAGUGAAAAAUUCAAAAAAGUUAAAUAGAAUUUACAAUAAGAUCAUCCGCAUAAAAUAGAAUCGCGUGAUGUUGCUGAGGUUAUUGUAAGGAAAGAAAAAAAAUUAUAAGAAGAGACAAUCUUGAGAAAAGAAACUUCUUAAUAAAGAGUUCUUAAUUUUCUACAAAAUCGUUAAUAAUUAUAGAGAUUGCAGUCUUAAUAAAUCGAUAGAUACAAUGCCUUUUUCUCAAGAUAAACUACUCGAUUAAAGAAUAUGAGAACGACUAAUGAGCAAAUGAAAUCUACUGUCAACUUUGCCUUAAUGUAAGCAAAUAAGAUCGAAGAACAGACAGCAUUAAAAAUGUCUAGAGCAAUUCAAUUAAUCAAUGAUCCAGAUUUACAAAUGUAAUUCAAACCUAAUGAAAAACUAACAACUCAGUAAAAAAUCGCUAAGAAAAAGCAAGAGGAAAUGCAAUCGCUAUUAAAAUCAUUUGUUACUAGUGAAGUUGAUUUGCUAAGAUUUUCUAAAUCCGUGACAGAAGUUAAAAAUGAUGAAAAUUAAUAAUAAAAAUGA
Messenger RNA from Paramecium tetraurelia, 1566 nucleotides. RefSeq lists its product as uncharacterized. The record is from RefSeq and is a predicted model, not a curated record. NCBI's taxonomy places the organism in Eukaryota, Ciliophora, Oligohymenophorea, Peniculida, Parameciidae. The transcript is spliced from 5 exons.